Molecule: messenger RNA, 6452 nt
Organism: Tyto alba (common barn owl)
Lineage: Eukaryota; Metazoa; Chordata; Aves; Strigiformes; Tytonidae
Gene: WWC2
Product: WW and C2 domain containing 2
Exons: 23
Coding region: 292-3840 (1182 amino acids)
Biological process (GO): regulation of hippo signaling; cell migration; regulation of DNA-templated transcription
Cellular component (GO): cytoplasm
Molecular function (GO): molecular adaptor activity; kinase binding
Source: RefSeq, a predicted model, not a curated record
CCCGGGGCUCAGCCGGGCUCCCCGCGCCCAGACGGCAGCUGAGCUCCGCCGGCGAGCCUGACCCGGGCUGCCGCGGCGCGGGCGAGGCGGCAGCCCAGGCAUGGUGGACUGAGACCCGGCCGCGGAGGAGGGCUUGCCUGGGCUUCUGUUCCCGGCCCGCUGCGUGCCCCCCAGCCCCCGCUCCCGGCCCCGUGUCCCGUCCCCCCCCCCCCCCCGAGCUCGGGUGGGGGCUUUUCCCGCUUCCCGUCUUUCUUUCUGUCCCUAUGGAGCAGCUACCCCCGCCGCCCGACCAUGCCUAGGAAAGCGGGGAAUGGGCAGCUCCCUUUACCCGAUGGCUGGGAGGAGGCGAGGGAUUACGACGGCAAAGUCUUCUACAUCGACCACAACACCAAGCAAACCAGCUGGAUCGACCCCCGGGACAGGUUAACAAAGCCCUUGUCUUUCGCGGAUUGUGUUGGGGAUGAACUGCCAUGGGGAUGGGAAGCCGCAUAUGAUCCUCAGAUUGGUGUAUACUAUAUUGAUCACAUCAACCAAACAACACAAAUAGAAGAUCCCAGGAAACAAUGGAGGCAAGAACAAGAGAGAAUGUUAAAAGAUUAUCUUAUGAUAGCCCAGGAUGCUCUCAGUACUCAGAAAGAACUGUACCAGGUGAAAGAACAGAGGCUAGCACUUGCACUGGAUGAGUAUGUACGGUUGAAUGAUGCCUACAAAGAAAAAUCAAGCUCUCGUACAAGCUUGUUCUCAGGCUCUUCGUCAAGCACAAAAUAUGACCCUGACAUUCUGAAGGCUGAAAUCUCCACUACAAGAUUGAGGGUUAAGAAGCUGAAGAGAGAACUCUCACAGAUGAAGCAAGAGCUGCUGUACAAGGAGCAGGGUUUUGAAACACUGCAACAAAUUGACCAAAAAAUGUCCGGAGGCCAGAGUGGGUAUGAACUGUGUGAGGCCAAAGCCAUUCUGAGUGAACUGAAGUCCAUCAGAAAGGCGAUAAGUUCAGGGGAGAGAGAAAAACAAGAUUUAAUGAAGUCUCUUGCAAAGUUGAGAGAGAAAUUCAGUCUUGACCAGACCAUUGGGACAUCUGAACCAGACUUGAAUUCCAGCUCUGUAAACUCCCAGCUGUGUUUUUCUCGACAAACUCUAGAUACAGGGUCUCAAACUGACAUUUCUGGUGAGGUUGGAGCAAGAAGUAGAUCCAAUUUAGCAGAGAAGGUCAGACUAAGUCUUCAAUAUGAAGAGGCAAAAAGAAGCAUGGCUAACUUGAAGAUUGAACUCUCUAAGCUAGAUAGUGAAGCCUGGCCUGGGGCACUUGAUGUGGAAAAGGAAAAACUGAUGUUAAUCAAUGAAAAAGAAGAGCUUUUAAAGGAACUCCAGUUUAUUACACCAUGCAAACGUACUCAAGAUGAGCUAGAGCAGCUAGAAGCAGAAAGGAAGAGGCUUGAAGAAGAGCUGCUGUCUGUGAAAAGCGCACCCAGUCAAGCACUUGCUGAAAGAUUGAAAUUGGAGGAGAGAAGAAAAGAGUUGGUGCAGAAACUUGAAGAAACUACGAAGUUAACUACUUACUUGCAUUCACAACUUAGGAGCCUCUCGGCUAGUAGGUUAUCUGUGUCUUCAGGGAGCAGUUUGGGAUCUCUGGCAUCCAGCCGGGGAUCUCUGAACACGUCAAGCAGAGGGUCGCUAAACUCGCUCAGCUCCACGGAUCUCUACUAUAACCAAGGCGAUCAAAUAACAGAUUUGGACUAUCAGUAUAAACUUGACUUCAUAUUGCAAGAAAAAAGUGGUUACAUUCCUUCGGGGCCUAUCACUACUAUUCAUGAAAAUGAAGUGGUCAGUUCCCAUGGGAGACUGGGUUACAGUGACUCUCCUUCAGCUGCAGAGCAUCCCAAAUUGACUGAACCUCCCAAAUCUGUGACAUCGCUGUCUUCCAGAUCCUCACUGUCCUCCUUGUCCCCCCCAGGCUCCCCUUUGGUUUUGGAAGCUGCGUUUUCAGUGUCGGCUCAAAAUUCCCCCCUGCAUCACCUCACUACGGACUUUGAAGACUGUGACCUUUCGGGUGAUUUUGCAGGCGUUAGUCUCUGUGAGAACCAAAUAUUAUUGGACUCUGAAGCCAGAGCAGGAUCUCAGGUUCCUACAGAUGAUAAAGAUGUUAAUGAAGGCAUUAGGCAGCCUCUGCCUUCUCUACAUGAAGGAGGUUCAGGUGUUGACUUACCUAGAACAGCUAGUCACCUGCUGGAGGAGAAAACAGCUUGUGUAUCUGCUGCCGUGUCCGAUGAGUCUGUAGCUGGAGACAGUGGCGUAUAUGAAGCUUCUGUGAAACAACCAAAUGAAACUGAAGACAUUGUAUAUAGUGAAGAUGAUGCAACAACUCUAGAGGCUGCCCAGGUACAAGUAGGACUCAGAUACGACCACAGCAGUUCAAGUUUUGUGAUAAUCAUAGUACGGCUCAGAAAUCUUCCAGCAUUUUCUGUCCCCCUUGGCUCUAAAGUGUAUAUUAGAGUAGCUGUACUCCCAUCCUCAACUGAUAUCAGCUGUCUGUUCCGCACUAAAGUUCAUCGUGCCAUGGAAACCAUUUUGUUCAACGAGAUAUUCAGAGUAGCCAUUUCCCAAGUAACACUGCUACAGAAGACGCUGAGAGUAGAUGUUUGUGCUGUCAGUAGAAGUCGCCGGGAAGAAUGCUUGGCUGGGACUCAGAUCAGUCUGGCAGAUUUAUCAUUUUCCAAUGAGCCUUGUACCCUGUGGUACAACUUGCUGUCUCGCAAGCAGAUUCCUGGCAAACAAAAUGAAGGAUCCACGUUUCUGUUAAGCAAGCAGUCAUUAGACUCACUGGACUUGGAUGCUGUGUCAGCUCUGCUGGAGAGGACAUCUGCUGAGCUGGAAGCAGUAGAACAAGAGCUUGCUGAAGAGGAGGAGGAAGAGGAGGGGGAGGAACAGGAGCAAAGGGGGUCUGAGGAAGACUGGUUAGAAAUGCUCGCAGAAGCCUCUGAUGAAAUUGUGGAUGAAGAGGAAGAUGGCAUUAAGCUGGCAGUAGAAGGCAACUGUACUGAUGACAUGGGGUUACUCAUUGAUGCACCGGAAACAAAUGAAGACAAGGACGGAGAGAACAGUGGGGAGGGCCAUGAAAGCCAGCAAGCUGCUGCAAUACUAACACUGGUCGAUAAAGAGACUAACACUGAGGAAUCGGUUAACGAGAACACAACAGUCCGACCCAAGGACAGAGCCAGCUGGAGCUCAAGACAGCGUCCCUUUGUCAGGAACAGCAUGAUAGUGCGCUCACAAACCUUCUCUCCAGGCGAGCGGAACCAAUACAUCUGUAGGUUGAAUCGAAGUGACAGCGACAGCUCAACGCUAGCCAAAAAGUCUCUCUUUGUGAGAAAUGCCACAGAACGGCGGAGCCUAAGAGUUAAACGGCCUGUUUGCCAACCAAUCAUGCGAAGAGCUACGCAAGAGUGCCCCAUACGCACUUCCCUUGACUUGGAGCUGGACCUCCAGGCGUCACGCACAAGACAGAAUCGUCUGAAUGAUGAGCUUCAGGCCUUGCGGGAUCUUAAACAAAAGCUUGAGGAAAUGAAAGGCAGAGGAGAGACAGACCUUCCCCUGUGUGUGCUAGAGGAUGAGCGAUUCCAGAAACUCUUGAAACAAGCUGAAAAACAGGCUGAACAGUCAAAAGAAGAACAGAAACAAGGCUUAAGCGCUGAGAAAUUGAUGAGGAAAGCAUCUAAGGACGUGUGCCGGUUACGGGAGCAGAGCCAGAAAGUGCCACUGCAGGUGCAGUCAUUCAGGGAGAAGAUAGCAUACUUCACAAGGGCAAAGAUCAGUAUACCAGCCCUUCCAGCUGAUGAUGUAUAAUUAUGCAUUUUCAUUGAAGUGUUUUUCCACUUGUUCAUCUCUUUUCAGAUGAACUUUGUAGUUCCAGUGACCUGCUUUUAAAGAUCUUCUAUUUUACAUUCACUAUUGAUAUGUUUAUUUGUAAAAUAUAGUGAAUUGAAUUGUAUGCUUAAAAAAAUGGCAAAAAAGCCCCAACAUCCAGAAAACCAAAGUAGAUUAAUUUUGGUAUACUGAUGCUGAUUUUGUACAGUUUGUAUGUAUUGCAUGUGUGUUUUUAUUUUGUAAAGAUGGAACAAAGGAACAAAGGCAGUACUAAGCAUGUAUCCUGUUGAACUGCACUGUGUUGAGAAAUAUUAUGUUCAACAGAAGAUUGUUUAUCUUUUCACUAUUUUCAUGUGAGCAGACUGUGAAGAUGGCUGUUUUGCCAUGCAAUAUUUUUGUACAAGAGUGUGACUUUUAUAGUUUAAAGUUAAUCACAAGCAAAAGCUCCUUUCCACAACAUCAAGGCUGCCUCACAACAGCUGCUAAUUAGAUUCAUCACCCACAUUGGAAUUUUUUUUCUGAAAACAAAUUUCUUCUGGUUUUGUGUUUUAAUACUUUGUAGGAAGAGACAGAGUUUGGAGUUUAGUUUUGUGAAUGUACAGUACUUGUAACCUGCACUAAACGGUUUCUUGCAUCUGCAGGAGAGUGAGAAAGGCAAAGCAGACAAGUAACCCUAAAAACUUAUGUGACAACCAAAAGGGGCAGCUGCUUUCUGAACUGGAAGCUGAAUUUAAUUCAUAAUACCAGCAUUGAAAUUGGAGUAGUUAUUUCCCCUGUACACUUAAAAAUGACAGUUUCUCUACGUUAACCUUUUGACCUAGAGGCUGUCUGACUGCCAACUAGGAAUACAUAAAAGUAUUUGUUAGGUUUACAGAUAUUAAGAUGUCUCAUUAAAGUCUUUGUACCAGGAAAAAAAUUUGUCACAUACUAACUCAGAUAUCAGAAGUCUUGUUGAUAAGGUAAGCCCUUUCUGAAAAAGAAAAGCUCCUGACUAGAAGUCUUCACAUAUUUCGGUACAAUAAAUAACAUUUUUAAAAAAUACACAAUUGACCUUGUAGGUAGUUGAGGGUGCACAGGUUUAGAUGUGAAUGACGUGUUUCAAAUUUGCCUUACAUGAAGCAGCCUGCUAGGAAGAAGCAUCCACUUGGAUGCAUUCUGUUAGAAGCCCAGAACAUUAGAUGUAGGUGUUUAAGCAGCCCUGUCUUGGUAAAGCAGUUGGCGUCUUAUCUUCUGUGGGUACUGUCUAAGUAGGUGGACAUUGCAGCUAACAGAAGUAUUUCAUUUUCUACUUAAUAUGUUGCACUCAGAUGUGUUUAAUUCACUGGCUAAAGUUUUCUUCCCCAGCAACAAGCCACCUAUGCAUGGACUUCAUCUUUCAAAAAGGCUAUAAUUACUUGGUGAGAAAAUGGAAGCAAAUACAACCACAAUAUGGUAGCAGCUGUCUUAAAUUCAAAGUGACAAUUCUGUGCUGAGAGGUCUGUGUAACACCCAAGGGUUUUCUUAUGCACACAUACAUCAGUUCACUUAAAUGUAUAGCCAAACAUGCUAUUUUGGGCAAGAUGACUGAUUGAACAUCCUUUAUGAAUGCCCCGUUUGUUUUUUGUUUCUUGGAUUUGAGAGAACAUUCAUGUUUGAAAGGUCAAUUUAAAAAAAAAAAAAAUCUGGAAUUAUUUAAUGUAGAGGUGAAAUGAAGGUUGACAGUUUCAAAUUAAUUUGAUUAUAUAAGUUGUUUGUAGAAUGAUGUUUAGAGGUGUACUUUAUGAUUUUUUUCUUUUAUUUAUUUACAGUCUUAUUUAUGUUCUGUUUAAUAUAGUUCAGUUCUGGCCGUAAAAAUAUUACAUCAAGGAUGCUAUUGUGAAAAAUAUUUAGGUCUCUCUCAGUUCUUACCAGAUUAGCUGUUUCUCCUCACAUGUUGAGUAAUUUUCAAAAAAAGUACUAUCUUCUGAUCUGUAAGUGUGAGGUGAGGUCAAAAUGUAAGUAUUGCUGGCUUUAGCUUGAAAAACUUACUUAAAAAUGAGAGACUUGAAUAUGUUUAAGCUCCUCGUUUUACAAAUUGGUAAAGUUGAACAUAGUUAUAGGCAGCUUUUAACAAUUCUGGGUUUGGAGUUCUGGGGGUUUUUUACUAAUUCAGAUUAUUCACACUUGAAACAAUAAAUAAGCUAAAAUAAUACAUACAAAUAAACUCCCAUCAGUUUAGAGUUGUAAGUGUUACUCCUGAAGUGGAAUUUGCCCUGCACAGCAGGGUAUAACGAAUGUAAUUAGUUCUAUUUCCAGGUACCAAUGUCACAGCAGUUGCAUAUAUCAAAAUCUAAAUAUUACUGGUACACGAAUAUUUAGCCAAAUGAGCAAAGUUUAGCAGAAAUUGUAAUAGAACACAAAUCAAAUAAUUAAGAUUUUUUUUACUAUUGCUAUGUUUAUACUGUAUUAAAUAUCAAAAGCUCAGGACUGAACUAAAUAUUUAAUCAGGUUAUAUUCUGAAUGUGUUUCUGUUCUAAUUUUGUCUGUAAGAGUAUGCAAGCACAUCACAUAGAUUAACUUGUCUCUGCACUUUCCAUGUGUUUCAGUGAUUGGAGAAUACAUUUUUUAACAAA